AUGAAUGGGGAAAUUGAGAAGACGAUGGAGAAAAAGAAAGAAAACGUGAAAGAACCCACAAGUUAUUCUUAUCAUGCUUCUACUACUAUUUCUCCAACAUCUUCUAUAACACCACCUAUUAAGAAAUCAAAGCAAUCACCAACCCUGUCAACUGCAAUAAUGACGGUUACAACGCCUUCAGAUGCGGCUGGUGGAGAAACUGCUAUUGAACAAAGUGAUGAAGUUUCAUUGGAAUCACAAAUUAUAUCAAUGGAGAUAGAUUCACCAAUGCAAUCAGAACCAAUAAACGAAACUACAUUCCAACCUAAUGAGUCUAGAUUUAAUUUAUUCCAAUCACAACAAGCCGCAAAUACAUUCCAGGCACAGCAAGAAUACCAAUCACAACAAGCCGCAAAUACAUUCCAGGCACAGCAAGCAUACCAAUCGCAACAAGCCGCAAAUACAUUCCAGGCACAACAAGAAUACCAAUCACAACAAGCC
Ambispora leptoticha is the source of this 480-nucleotide messenger RNA. Lineage: Eukaryota; Fungi; Glomeromycota; Glomeromycetes; Archaeosporales; Ambisporaceae. The record is from the annotation of a GenBank genome assembly.